AUGGGUACUUUAUCCUUAGGUCUCCUGAUAGUGUCUAAACCCGGAGGAAGUCCCAAGGUGUCUAAACACGGAGGAAGUCACAAGGUGUCUAAACCCGGAGGAAGACCGAAGGUGUCUAAACAAAGAGGAAGUCCCAAGGUGUUUAAACCCGGAGGAAGUCCCAAGGUGUCUAAACCCGGAGGAAGUCCCAAGGUGCCUAAACCCGGAGGAAGUCCCAAGGUGUCUAAACCCGGAGGAAGUCCCAAGGUGUCUAAACCCGGAGGAAGUCACAAGGUGUCUAAACCCGGAGGCAGAACAAAGGUCUCUAAACCCGGAGGAAGUCCCAAGGUGUUUAAACCCGGAGGAAGUUCCAAAGUGUCUAAACCCGCAGGAAGUCUCAAGGUGUCUAAACCCGGAGGAAGUCCCAAGGUGUCUAAACCCGGAGUAAGACCAAAGGUCUCUAAACAAAGAGGAAGUCCCAAAGUGUCUAAACCCGCAGGAAGUCUCAAGGUGUCUAAACCUGGAGGAAGUCCCAAGGUGUCUAAACCCGGAGGAAGUCCCAAGGUGUCUAAACCCGGAGGAAGUCCCAAGGUGUCUAAAUCCGGAGGAAGUCUCAAGGUUUCUAAAUCCGGAGGAAGUCACAAGGUGUCUAAACCCGGAGGAAGUCCCAAGGUGUCUUAA
Ylistrum balloti is the source of this 660-nucleotide messenger RNA. Its product is annotated as myosin IC heavy chain-like. The transcript is spliced from 2 exons. The record is from RefSeq and is a predicted model, not a curated record. NCBI's taxonomy places the organism in Eukaryota, Metazoa, Mollusca, Bivalvia, Pectinida, Pectinidae. Bases 1 to 660 code for a protein of 219 amino acids.